AUGAAUUCUGGCCCAAUUAAUUAUGCAAGAACCAUGAAACCAGUUGUUCCAACUUAUUACCCAUCCGAAAUCCGUUAGCAAUCAGUCGGUAAGGAAAAUCGAGGACCAGUGAAACACAAUUCAUGUAGUUAGAUUCGAUUCGUAAAUAACCUACCCUCAGGUAAAACACAGGAUAGUUUUGAAUCCUAGAAACCUUAAGAAUAGCUCUUCGAUAAACUAAAAUUAUAAGUAAUCUAAUUGCAAUAUGAGUAAAACACUUUAAACGAACAAUUUCAAAUUUAAAUAAAAUCCUUAAAUGAUAGAAUGAGUAGUAAUGAAUAAAGCGUAAAAUAAUUGUAUGAUUCUGGGAUUGGAUAACUAAACAACGAUGUUCAAAUUAAGGAUAAAAUUAAGCAAUUAGAAUUGAAGAUGGGAGAAUUAUAGUUAUUAAUAAUCAAUUAAGAAUAGAAGACACAAGUUUACACCCAAUCGAUGAUGGAGAAAUUAAAAAAGAGUAUACUUGAAAGUACAAAUAAGACAGAAAUUAAAAUAUAGACUUAAUUAGAUGCAAUUACAGAAAUGGUUUAAGGCAUAAAAAAAUCUCAAAUAUCUACACCAUAAUCAAAUUUUAUCAGCUAAGAUCUAAAGAGGUUUUAAUAGUUUAAUGAGGAAGUUUCCUCUUAUCUCAGCUAAACAAUAUCACCUAAUAACAUAAAUAUAGUUGAGCAAAUGGUUGCAGAAAUCAAACCAGAACUUGCUCCCAUAAACACAGCUAGUCCGAUUAAACAACAAAUUAAUAAUAAAUAUAAAUGCCAGAUGUCUGCCAUAUCAGAAAAGACCCUUGAUGAUUCAAGGAGUGAUUAUUAAUAGAUUCAACAAUAUGAAUUGGAUAGCAAUGGCUAUCUGAUUUCAAAUGGUUCUUAUGUCUUGGAUUAAAACGGUUAGAGAUACCAAUUGAGUUAGGAGCAAAUUAAUUAUUUGAAGUCAAUUAAUGUAAUUGAAGAAAUAAACUCAUGA
Messenger RNA from Paramecium tetraurelia, 996 nucleotides. RefSeq lists its product as uncharacterized. The record is from RefSeq and is a predicted model, not a curated record. NCBI's taxonomy places the organism in Eukaryota, Ciliophora, Oligohymenophorea, Peniculida, Parameciidae. The transcript is spliced from 3 exons.